AUGAUCAGUUCAGCUCAGCCCGGCCCUGCCCAGUUCUUCUGCUCCGGGUCUGCUGUACCGCUUAUCCCUCCUCCCAGGCACGACGACAUUUCCACCUCGACCUCUGCCGUGACCUCUGCCUCCAUCACCGUUUCUCAACCGCCAAACCCGCCAAACCCGACAUCCCCAAUCCUCCUCCCUCGAUCCUUAAUUCUCGUCUUUCUCUCGCCCUCUGCACCCACCAGGCCGCGAGAGCCUCCUCGUCCCCCCAACAUGAACAAAUUAGCCAACAUGCGGCAUUGGUCAGAGAGGAUGGGCCCUGGCUUUGGCAUGUCAAGGCCGAACAACAUGAAUAUGAAUAUGCCCGCCGUCAACCCCCAGCACAAGACCGCACCACACGGGGCUUCACCAAUCCUCUCGCCCACCUCCGAGCAGUCUCACAUCCACUACUCGUUCAACGUCCCCUUCGCCUCGGACCUCGCUGGCCCCAAUACGGAGGAUAUCCUCUACGCUACGAAUGGCGCCGUCCUGCGUUGGACGCACCCCGAAGACGCGCCUGACGAUGUCCCCAUCUACGAGCUCCCCGUCCACGCCCAGAACGUGACGAGUCUGAGGCAGCUCUGCAAAGACAUCACCAACGGUCCGCUACCGAUCGAGGCCCACGUCAAGUCCUCCGAGCCGAAACGGGUGAAGGGACAGGUCACAACCGUCUGUCUGUCGGGAAGUCCGGAGCUGGUGCACAAGAGUCGGGAGACGAUUUUGAAUGAUACCCCCUUGGCGUUGCGGUGCGCGGUGGUCGAUAUUGACGGAGAGUUGGUUAUUGAUUCUGCGGCGACGGCUCUGAAGUCCCAUGUGGUGGAACAUCUCGAUCAAAUUUCUUCCUUCUGCGGAGUCGACAUCUUCCUUCUCGGCCCAAAAUUUGCAUCGUUGUCCGAUGGCUUAAAUAGCAAUGGGGACGCAGGUCGGGAUCAGCGAUGGAGGGUUGCAAUCUACGGAGACAUGGAGAGUGCGGAGCAUGCAAAGACUAGAGUCUUGAUCUUCAUCGACAGACUGCUUGGGCGUGUUGUCGAUGGAACGAUGCUCGAACUCUCCCUCCACACUGUCGUCUGCGGUCGUUCUCGCAAGAAUAUCAAGAUUAUCGAAUCAGCAACGAAUACGGCAAUCUACUUCCCACCACCAUUCUCACAGGUCUACAGAUACUGUCCCGCUGGAGCUCAGAGGCGUAACCCAGAAGAGAUCUUCAUCACUGGCGAUACACCACAGAAUAUUGCCAUGGCCAAGCAGAAGAUCCACGAAUUGGUCAGCCGCACGAGGGUCUUCAUGAAGGAUGCGGUCGUUGCUGCUGCCAAGAUCGAUAGCAUUCUGUUAAGCAGAUUGGAUAAGGUCCGCAAGAUCAUGGAAACGAAUGGCACUUUCAUUCAAUUUCCGGCAUUAGCUUCCCAACGCAACAUGAUCCGAAUUCAAGGCGUGGAGGGACUUCACGUUGAGCGAACGGUUAGGGAUAUCAUGUCUCUGACUGGCCAAUUUUACAGUGCGUCAUGGUGGAUUCAACAAGCCGAGACCAUGCGUCUUCCUUCCCCGGCCGAUAUCCGAACGAUGCUCUCCGACAUCUGUGCAAACUCGGAUGCCGAUGUAUCUUUCGAUAAGCUAACCUUUUCCAUCACCGGCUCUGAUGAUGCAGUGAAGGCAGCUUUGAUGGUUAUCUCCGAGAUCAGAUUCGUUACCAGGUCCCAGUACCAAAUCAGAGUCAAGAUUGAGCUAGCCAACGAGCACAAAGAAUUCGUCAGCGGUAAGAAAAAUGGCAAGAUCAACAAAAUCAUGGGACAAAGCAGCGUUCAAAUUAUUUUCGAUGGGUUCAACGAGUACAACUUCAAUAUCGACGUCUGCGCCGGCAAUUACGAUGCCAUGAAAUCAGGUUUAAUGCUCGUUGAGCAGGAAAUGCCAGCGUCAAUCUCGUUCCAUGUCCCGGAUCAGUACCACAAGCGUAUCAUUGGCAUUGGAGGCCAGCAUAUCCAGCGGAUCAUGAAGAAGCACUCUGUCUUCGUCAAAUUUUCAAACGCCAUGGACCGCGGCGGUGUUGGUCGAGAAGACGAUGAUAUCAAGGUCGAUAAUGUCAUCUGCCGUACGCCGGCUCGAAAUGCUCAGAAUUUGGAACUUGUCAAAUCUGAAAUCCUGGAUAUGGUCGAUCGAGUCGAUUCGGAGUUCACAUCUCAGACGGUUAACGUAGACCGGCUCUACCACCGACAGCUCAUUGCUCGUCUCGCCCAGCUGGAAGAGCUCGAGAAGAAGUGGAACUGCAAGAUUAUCUUUCCAAGCACGGAGCGAGCUAGCGACGACGUAACAGUCUCGGGACCGGAAUGGCAAGUGCCUCACUGCGUCGACGAGUUCCUCGGCAUGGUUCCGGAUAACCACGACCUUGUCGUUGCCCGCACUGAUGAGUUGAUGAAGUUCCUCGAGUCACCACAGUUCAAAAAUGACCUUGUUCCGAAGCUCAAAGCACAAUAUGUCGUCGAAGUUGAGGUCAAGGAGGAUGAACCCGAUGCUGAGGAAGAUGGCGUCCCCAGUGUCACUUUACAUUGGACCUUUACCCGAAAUAACGCUGGCGGGGUCCGUGAUGCCGUCGACUUCUUGACCACAAGUCUUGCUUCUGCUGGUAUUGAACCCACGAUUAUCAAGGGCGCCAUUCCCCGUCCAAAGUCUGACUCCUUCGAGGAGUCUCUCCAGUACUUCGACUCCAAGCUCCUUCAGCAUGCUCCCGCCCCUGUUUCAACGGACUCGCCAACGAGAUCCACUUUCACUGAAGACGUUGCCCGCGAGCGCAGUACCAUCUUUGACAAGCUUCGCAAGCCAGGCAGCAUGUCCUCGAUCUCAUCCUUCCUUGACCGUAGGAAGAAUAGCUCCCAUUCGGCUGCUGGAUCGUUCUUCAAGAACGGUUCCAACAAUGUCUCCAAGUCCUCGCUCAUCUCGAUCGAGUCUACACGCAGUUUCAACGCCGACCGUAACCCAUGGAACGACAGUGGUGUCAAUCUGACAGAGGAUGAUAAUACACCUUGGCCAACCCGCCAUUUCGGCAAUGGUAACGGUAACGGCAAUGGCAAUGGUAACGGGAGCAUCCAUGACCAUAAGCCCAUCCAACUCCAACAUCCCGGUGAUGCAACCCCAAAACACAUCAUGAGGGCCUCGACUGACAGCGGUCGACCCUCCACAUCUCAUUCUACCAACUCAGGAUACCCAGGCCCUAUUGGACCACCGCGUUCUUAA
Molecule: messenger RNA, 3240 nt
Organism: Venustampulla echinocandica
Lineage: Eukaryota; Fungi; Ascomycota; Leotiomycetes; Helotiales; Pleuroascaceae
Product: putative KH protein
Exons: 4
Coding region: 1-3240 (1079 amino acids)
Biological process (GO): nuclear division
Cellular component (GO): cytoplasm; nucleus
Molecular function (GO): mRNA binding
Source: RefSeq, a predicted model, not a curated record